Molecule: messenger RNA, 4575 nt
Organism: Cinclus cinclus
Lineage: Eukaryota; Metazoa; Chordata; Aves; Passeriformes; Cinclidae
Gene: NIN
Product: ninein
Exons: 28
Coding region: 1-4260 (1419 amino acids)
Biological process (GO): centrosome-templated microtubule nucleation; microtubule anchoring at centrosome; centrosome localization
Cellular component (GO): centrosome; pericentriolar material; mitotic spindle pole
Molecular function (GO): calcium ion binding
Source: RefSeq, a predicted model, not a curated record
AUGGAUGAAGCUGAGCAGGACCAGUAUGAAGCUCGCCUCAAGGAGCUCUUUGACAGCUUUGACAGCACAGGCACGGGGUCCCUGGGGCAGGAGGAGCUCACUGACCUCUGCCACAUGCUGCACCUGGAGGAGGUGGCCCCGGCACUGCAGCAGACCCUGCUCCAAGGAAACCUCCUAGGCAGGGUCCAGUUUGAUCAGUUUAAAGAAGCACUUAUCCUCAUCUUAUCCAGAACCCUGUCAAAUGAAGAGCACUUCCAAGAGCCAGAUUCUUCCCCAGAAGCACAGCCCAAGUACAUCAAAGGUGGCAAACGCUAUGGGCGCCGUUCCCUGCCGGAGUUCCAGGAGUCGGUGGAGGACUUUGCCGAGGUGACGGUCAUCGAGCCACUGAGUGAGGAAGCACAUCCUGCACACAUUGCUGCCAGCCAGGAGCACUGGAAGACACGAGGCAGCGAGGAGUAUGAGGCUGAGGGACAGCUGCGCUUCUGGAACCCGGAUGACCUGAACGCCUCCCCUGGUGCCUCACCGAGCCCAGACUGGAUCGAGGAGAAGCUUCAGGAGGUCUGUGAGCACCUGGGCAUCACCAGGGAUGGCCACCUGAACAGGAAGAAGCUGGUUUCCAUCUGUGAGCAGUAUGGGCUCCACGCAGCAGCCGGGGAGAUGCUUGAAGAGGUGCUCCAUAACCUGGAGCAAGAUGGGACCAUGAGCAUAGAGGACUUCUUUUAUGGCCUGUUCAGAAAUGGGAAAUCUCUCACACCUUCAGCAUCUACUCCCUACCGGCAGCUGAAACGGCACCUCUCCAUGCAGUCCUUCGACGAGAGCGGGAGACGCACGACCACCCCCUCGGCCAUGCCCAGCACCAUCGGCUUCUCCCUCUUCUCCAGCCUGGAUGAUGGGAUGGGCUACGGCUGCGUGGAGGGGGUGCUGGACUGCUGGCAUCAGGAGGGCAUAGAGAACAGCCAGGAGAUCCUGAAGGCUCUGGACUUCAGCUUGGAUGGGAAGGUGAACCUGACAGAGCUGACUCUGGCACUGGAGAAUGAGCUGCUAAUCACCAAGAAUGGGGUGCACCAGGCAGCCCUGGCCAGCUUCAAAACAGAGAUCAGACACUUGAUGGAGAGGUUUGACCAAGUGGCCAGGGAGAAGGAGAAGCUGAGAUCAGACCUGGAAAAAGCAGAGAAGCUGAAAUCCCUGAUGGCCUCAGAAGUGGAUGAUCACCACGCUGCCAUCGAGCGCCGCAACGAGUACAACCUCAGGAAGCUGGAUGAGGAGUACAAGGAGAGGAUCGCCGCUCUGAAGAACGAGCUCCGUAGAGAGCGGGAGCAAAUCCUGCAGCAAGCCAAUAAACAGAGGCUGGAGCUGGAGCAGGAGAUUGAAAAGCUGAAAACGGAUGAGAACUACAUCCGGGACCGCCUGGCCCUGGCCCUGAAGGAAAACAGCCGCCUGGAAAAUGAGCUAUUGGAAACGGGAGAAAAACUGGCUGAGUGUGAAAGUCUGGCAAACAAACUGCAAAGGAACUUGGAAAAUGUCCUGGCUGAGAAGUUUGGUGACCUGGAUCCCACCAGUGCAGAGUUUUUCCUGCAGGAGGAGAGGCUGGCCCAGAUGAGGAGCGAGUACGAGCAGCAGUGCAGGGAGCUGCAGGACCAGAUCGAUGAGCUGCACUCAGAGCUGCAGGAGUACCGUGCCCAAGGCAAAGUGCUCAGGCCUUCCCUGAAAAAUUCCUUGUCAGAAGAGUUUGACAUUGACGUGAAGAGUCACGGAAACACUGGGAUUGAGCCUGACCAAGGACUUGGUUCAGAAGACUGCAAUCCAUUAAAUAUGAGCAUAGAGGCAGAAAUGGCUAUUGAGCAGAUGAAGGAGCAACACCACAGGGAUCUGCAUCACCUCAAACAAGAGCUUGAAGACACAGUGAGCCAUUAUGAAAAGCAGCUGGAUGAGACAAAAGCCCGUUGGGAAAAGGAGCAAGAGGAUACAAGGCAGAAGUAUGCUGAGGAGGUGCAUGUCAUGGAAAAGCAGAUCACUGGCCUUAAAAAUCAAAUAGCAGAGCUGCAGGGAGAGGCAGCAGCACUCAGAGAGCAGCAGGAAAAGCUCGACUGUAAAUACAACGAGGAGAAAAACAAAUUACAGAUGUAUUUUGAUGAGGAGAAAGCCAAUCUGCGGGAACUGUUGAGGCAGGAGCAUGAAGAUGAUGUCAGGGCCAGACUGGAGCAGGUGAAUGAGAAGUUCAGGCUAGAACGAGAGGAGCUGAUGCACAACAGUGUCUGGGUGGAAGAAAAAAUGAGAAUUCUGGUGCAGAGACUGCAGGAGGAGAAGGGGGAGCUGGAACGAAGCUUCCACGAGCAGGUGAAGAGGAUGGAGGAGGUGCAUGCCCUGGAGAAGGAGGAGCUCCAGGAAGAGCUGAGGAGGAAGCAUGAGCUGGAGCUGGAGGAGGAAAGGUGUGAGGCCGAGAAGCUCCGCGAGGAAAACGCUGUCCUGAAAACUGAAGUGACUUUAUUAAAUGAGGAAGGGAGUGCUUCCAGCCUGAAACUGAGGGAGCUGAAUGGAUCCAGGGAAGAAAUGAGGCAGAAGAUAGAGGCUGUGAGAAAGGAGAAAGUGGCUGUGCAGAAGCUGGUUGACAACCUGAAAAAGCAGGUGGCAGAUCUGAAAACAAGGAACCAACAGCUGGACUCUGAAAAUACAGAACUCAGCCAGAGGAACUCCAAAAACCAAGCAGAUGUGCAGGAUCUCAAUCAACAGCUAGCAAAGGUGCUCAAGCAAAAGGAAAGGGAAGAGGGGAAGUGUACCUUGGAAGAAUGGGAAAAGGAGAGGCUGCUGCUGAAAGAGGAACUGGAAAACUCUAAAAUAGAGUCAUCAAAUAUGGUGUCAUCUUUGGAGAUGGAGGUGUCAAAAAUGAAGGUUCAAGCUCAUCUACUGGAGCAGGAGAACCACAUCCUCAAGCAGGAGCUGGAGAAGACAAAACAGCUGCCCAGAUGUCCUGAUCUUGCCGACCUUCAAAAUGAAGUUUCAAGUUUAAUCACUAAAAAUGAAAAGCUGCAGAAAGAGAAAGAAGCCCUGAGAGAGGAGCUGAACAGAUGUAUUGAUAAGGUAGCUCAAGUCAGCUGCUUGGAGAGUGCAGUCAAUAGCUUGAAACAGGAGCAGAAAUCCUGGGAGCAGCAGAGUCAGGCACUGAAAGCACAGCUCAGCCUCUCUCAGGACAAGGUUCAGAGCCUCAAUGAAACUCUGCAGAGCACCAACCUCCAAAUGUCCCAGCUGAAAUCCGACCUGCAGGGAACGCAGCAGGAGAAGGAAACUCUGAAACAAGAAGUGAUGGCAUUGCACAAACAGCUGCAGGACACCAGUGAAAAGAACCGGGUUCUGGAAGUGGCUGUGCCUCCCUCAGGGCUGCAGGACCAGCAGGGGCCAAUCCACUGGGAUGAGCUGGAGCAGCCAGAGCAGGAGCAGAGGCUGCUCAGGCAGGAGAACGAGAGGCUGCAGAGGGAAGUGCAGAGCACUAAAACAGACCUGGCUCACUCCAGGGAAAAGAUCCAACAGCUGGAAUCCACAGUCCUUUCCCUAAAGCACCAAAAGCAUCAAAGCCAGUCAGGGAUUGUCAAAGCCAUAGAGCAGGAGAAGCUGAGCUUGAAGAGAGAGUGUGAACAGCUCCAGAAGGAGCUGUCAUCUGCAAACAGGAAGAUCAGUCAGAUGAAUUCUCUUGAACGUGAACUGGAAACCAGCUCAGAAAAUGAAGGGCUAAGAAAAAAGCAAGUCAAGCUGGAUGAUCAGUUAAUGGAGAUGCUCCAGUCCAGGGGGAUGCAUAGCCAGAGCUCCCAGCAGCAAGGCUGUGCCAUGGUGCCCAGGGAACAAUUCCUGCAGCUCCAACAGCAGCUGCUCCAGGCAGAGAGGAGGAGUCAGCACCUCCAAGAAGAGCUCCAGAGCAGACCCUCAGGGACAAACAUGCAGCAGGGGGGUCAUGAGCAGCUUCUAAAAAUGAUGGAAGAGCGGAUGAUGGACGUGGAGCAGAAAUUAAGGCUUGUGAAGAGACUUCUCCAAGAUAAAGUAAAUCAGCUGAAAGAACAACUGUCCAAGAACACGAAGGCAGACGCGAUGGUCAAGGAUCUCUACGUGGAGAACGCGCAGCUGCUGAAGGCCCUGGAGCUGACGGAGCAGCGGCAGAAAACUGCAGAGAGGAAGAAUUAUUUACUGGAAGAGAAAAUUGCCAACCUCAACAGAAUAGUGAAGAACUUGGCCUCCCCCUCCUUCAGCCCAGCAGCAGAGAUCAGGUCAUAGCAAAGCUGUUGUGGGUCACAGCCCCGUGCACUUUACUGAAAUGGGAAUAUUUCAGCUUCUCACUGCGUUGCCUUUUUUUUUUUUUUUUUUACUGAAUGAGUUUUAGUUACAAAUGCAGAGCUGAUGCCCAAACUGGACACUGCCAAAGGAAAAUUUUGUUGGUUCCCAAAUUGGUUUUCUGCUAAGUUUUGCCUAAAAGUAACCAUCACUCUGUAAAAAAAUCCCAAACUUAUGUUUUUCUAGACUAACUUAUUUUGAUGCCUUAGCUUUCAUUUAAAAUCCGAAUUCUGAAUUUCCUGUGUUGCAUCAUCUGGA